Pichia kudriavzevii is the source of this 330-nucleotide messenger RNA. RefSeq lists its product as uncharacterized. The transcript has a single exon. The record is from RefSeq and is a predicted model, not a curated record. Lineage: Eukaryota; Fungi; Ascomycota; Pichiomycetes; Pichiales; Pichiaceae. The coding region runs from base 1 to 330 and encodes 109 amino acids.
AUGAACCCAAGUGCAGUUUAUACCAACCAAGCAACAAACACAGAGAAAACAUUCUGUGUUGACAAUGUCAAGAUAGAAGAGCUUACUUCUAACGGCAUUACAACAGGACCUUCACCUUACCUUCUCGAGUCCACCAAUGGCACUUACAAUGACACGGAUCAACCAUCUCCUCUCAAUCUGAACACAUCUAUGGGGAUCCUACGGGGACUUGUUACGAAGCUCCAAGAUGAUAUCAAUGUGUAUCUUACUGAGAGAAUCAAAAGUUCUGGUGCUGACGAUAUUGUCAUUGACGAUGGCGACGAUGAAGAGGACAAGAGUAGUGAAGUAUAA